AUGGCGGCCGCAGGUUCCAGCGUGGUGAGGCGAGUGGAAGAGCUCGGGGACCUGGCUCAGGCCCACAUACAGCAGCUUAGCGAAGCUGCCGGCGAAGAUGAUCACUUUUUAAUUCGGGCCUCUGCAGCUCUAGAAAAAUUGAAACUUCUGUGUGGAGAAGACAAAGAAUGUUCAAAUCCAUCAAAUCUUCUAGAACUUUAUACACAGGCUAUUUUGGACAUGACAUAUUUUGAGGAGAACAAACUAGUAGAUGAAGAUUUUCCUGAAGACUCUUCACAGAAAGUAAAAGAGCUGAUCAGUUUUCUUUCAGAACCAGUAAUUUUAGUUAAAGAAAAUAAUAUGCAUCCAAAACCCUGCGAUUUGCUUGGGGAUGAACUCCUAGAAUGUCUCUCUUGGAGACGGGGAGCCCUACUCUAUAUGUAUUGUCAUUCUCUGACCAAAAGGAGAGAGUGGCUCACAAGAAAAUCCAGUUUGCUUAAAAAGUACCUUAUUGAUGGAAUCAGUUACUUGCUACAGAUGCUAAAUUAUCGGUGUCCUCUCCAGUUAAAUGAAGGAGUUUCUUUCCAAGAUUUAGACACAGCUAAAUUACUGAGUGAAGGAAUAUUUAGUGACAUUCAUUUGCUGGCUAUGAUGUACAGUGGAGAAAUGUGUUACUGGGGAUUGAAGCAUUGUGCAGAUCAACAGCCAGAAAAUCACGAAGUGGAUUCCGGUGUUUCUGGAGCAAGCUACACGACACAAAAAGAACCCUUGGAUUUCCGAGAAGUAGGAGAAAAAAUUUUGAAAAAGUAUGUAUCUGUGUGUGAAGGACCCCUGAAAGAACAAGAAUGGAAUACAACAAAUGCAAAACAAAUUUUAAACUUCUUUCAGCAUCACACUAACCAGUAAGUUCAUCUGUUCCUUUUCAAACAGGAAAACAAAACAACCCGUGAAAUGGAAAAGUUCCAGAAAAGAAGACAUAUUGACACUGUUUAAGAAUGUUACACUACAUAAAGAUAUCCAGCCUGGUUACCUAUUUUAAUGCCAUCUCCAUUUUACAUUAUAUGUUUUUAAAUCUAUGAAAGAACGAUUCUUUAAUUUCUAAGAUGGCAUGUAUGUUAUUCUAACUCAGCCUGAACUGCAGAUAUUCUAUAACUAAUACUAAGUAGGAAUC
Messenger RNA from Neomonachus schauinslandi (Hawaiian monk seal), 1150 nucleotides. It is a transcript of the gene RIMOC1, whose product is annotated as RAB7A interacting MON1-CCZ1 complex subunit 1. The transcript has 6 exons. Bases 1 to 885 code for a protein of 294 amino acids. Gene Ontology annotation, biological process: mitophagy. The record is from RefSeq and is a predicted model, not a curated record. Lineage: Eukaryota; Metazoa; Chordata; Mammalia; Carnivora; Phocidae.